This is a messenger RNA of Echinops telfairi (small Madagascar hedgehog), 498 nucleotides long. RefSeq names its product chromosome unknown C20orf141 homolog (gene CUNH20orf141). The transcript has 2 exons. The record is from RefSeq and is a predicted model, not a curated record. The coding region runs from base 1 to 498 and encodes 165 amino acids. NCBI's taxonomy places the organism in Eukaryota, Metazoa, Chordata, Mammalia, Afrosoricida, Tenrecidae.
AUGACCCGGCUCUACUUCUCCAGGCCCCAAACACUGGCAAGUCUGAUCCCAAUCCCCACCAGAGGCCUGGAGGCUGGAGAGGGGUCAGGUAGCCCAGAGGACCCAAGUGUGUCCCUCUGGGGUCCUGGCCUGGCCCAGCUCCUGGACAGUGCUUUAGGGCUGGCGGUGCUGGGGCUGACCGCUCGGACGGUCCUUUUCACGAUCAAACCAGCGCUGCUGCUGCUGCUGCUCCUAGUCAGUUUCCUCUCCUUUGACCUGCUUUGUGGGCCCCAAGCUCCCACCCUGGCACAGCACAGGCUCCUCGCAGGGGGCCAGAGUCGGGGGGCCGGCGAAGGUCCAGGACACCAGGAGUCCCUGCUUCUGCCCCUGGUCACAAGACCAGUCAGCCUCCAAGAUGCACUGCUCCUGCUGGUGUCCAGCCUGGGGCUGCUGCUGUGGGCUCACGGCGUGCCCCUGCUCCUGCUAGGCCUGGCUUUCUGCCUCCACCCUUGGGUCUGA